This is a messenger RNA of Papilio xuthus (Asian swallowtail), 1966 nucleotides long. Its product is annotated as organic cation transporter protein-like. Gene Ontology annotation, molecular function: transmembrane transporter activity. Gene Ontology annotation, cellular component: membrane. Bases 69 to 1709 code for a protein of 546 amino acids. NCBI's taxonomy places the organism in Eukaryota, Metazoa, Arthropoda, Insecta, Lepidoptera, Papilionidae. The record is from RefSeq and is a predicted model, not a curated record. Gene Ontology annotation, biological process: transmembrane transport. The transcript has 7 exons.
ACACCUGCUGCAGUUUUAAUAACUUAGUCUGUUUGUUAAUACGUUAGUUGACACGUUUUUAUACAAAUAUGUCAAAAUCGAAUAAAGAUGAACCCGAACAUCUACAAGACAAGCCAAUUGACCUGGACAGCGUCCUUGUUAACGAACUCGGUCAAUUUGGUAGAUUUCAAUUCAAGAACAUACUGCUUGUAUCAAUUCCUAUUCUUAUGUCUGGAUUUAUGAGCGAAUACAUUUUUUCGGCUGCUGCUAUUCCACACAGAUGUCAAAUAAGAGAAUGCGAUGAGAAUAGUAGCAAUGUUGUUUUCGAGCCGGAAUGGAUAUCAAACGCGAUUCCCGAGACUAGUUCAGGAUGGUCGAGCUGCGAGCGGUUUGCCCCUACAGGGAUCAACGGCUCUCUCGACUUCUGCCCCAGUGAUGUGUUCAACAGAGACAUUGUCGUCGCCUGCGAUAGCUUUGUCUAUGAAAGGGAUAACUCAGUUGUCUAUGAUUUCGACCUAGGCUGCCAGGAGUGGAUGCGUGCGCUGGCUGGCACACUAAGCAGCGUUGGUACACUCCUCGUACUGCCGAUCACCGGCUACUUCUCGGAUCGCUACGGCCGUCGACUAGCGCUUGUCGUCAGCGUCUUCAAUGUCGCACUCUUCGGUCUCAUCAGAGCUUUUUCCGUCAACUACGUCAUGUACUUAGUACUGCAGCUGCUGCAGACAACCUUAGGGGCUGGCACUUUCAGUUCUGCUUACAUCUUUGGCGCUGAAUUGGUUGGGCCAAAGUAUCGAGUACUGAUCGGUGCGUUCACAACGUCUAUGUUCGCGGUGGGUCUGAUGGUGAUAGGCGCAGUAUCCUGGGCGAUCCACUCCUGGCGGCACAUGAUCCUGGCCCUACACGUGCCAUGCUUCCUUAUCAUAUCAUACUACUGGUUCCUGGGAGAGAGCGUAAGAUGGCUGAUCUCCAAACAGAAGUUUACAGAAGCAAGAGCCGCUUUAGAAGAAGUCGCAAAAGUGAACAGAACACAAAUUAGUGAAAAAUCUAUGGAAGCGUUACUUACUCCACCACCAGCUCAGGCAACUUCGACUUCGGACGGUCCAGGAUUGAUCGGAUACAUCUUCAGUUCCCGCGUGCUCUUGCGUCGCGUUUGCACCACGCCUAUCUGGUGGAUCACCACCACGCUGGUCUACUACGGUCUCUCCAUCAACUCCACCAGCUUAUCUGGUUCCAUGUACCUUAACUUUAUCCUGACCUGUGCCAUCGAAAUACCCGGAAACUUCGCUGCUGUUCUGAUUCUCGAUAGGGUAGGAAGAAAACCUACUUUGUCGGUAGGGUACUUCCUAAGUGCUGCAUGUAACUUCACUUUUGCUUUCCUUCCCAGUGACCUUAACGUUCUGCGGUUAGUUAUAUACCUUCUAGGAAAGUUCGGAAUCUCUGUGGUGAUGACGUCACUCUACGUGUACACAUCGGAGCUGUAUCCGACAGAGUUCCGUCACAGUCUCCUUGCUUUCUCCUCCAUGAUUGGCAGGGUAGGGUCUAUCUGCGCACCGCUCACGCCUGCUUUGAUGGUGUACUGGGCGGGUAUACCUUCAGUGAUGUUCGGAGCUAUGGGUCUACUGGCAGGUCUCCUGGUAUUGACGCAGCCUGAGACACUUGGCACCAAGAUGCCAGACACGCUGGCGGAGGCGGAAGCGCUUGGGACACCGGAAUCCAAAUUGUCGAAGUAGCAUGUCGAGUCUAUAUCAAGUAUAUACUACUUGUUAGUGAUUUAGUUAAGGACGUUAAAGUUUGACGAAAGUAUGCAGGUGUUUACUGAAAAGUAAAGGAACUUUUGUAGAAACAAAAGAAUUGUUUCAGGUAUUAAUGAUCUAGUUAUAUAUUAAGGACUUUUACAUAAAUAAAGUUUUGACAAACACUAGACGAAAAAUCUGGUAAAUAAGUUCUUAAAUAUUGUAGGAAUAGAAAUAAUAUUGUGAUUAUUUAA